AUGGUUGCUCCAAGGAAUACCGCUUAUGCGGAGGAGAGCGCCGAGGUGGAAGUGCUGUAUGCCAACCUCGAGAAGCUUAAACUCUUAACAAAGAAAAUUCAAGGCUCUAUGGUGCGCCUAGAGACCGGAGGCAACGUUGUGAAGCAUGCCAUCGGCCCCAUUUACAGCAACACGCAAUCUCUCCAAAUCACCAACAACAACAUAGAUAAGGUCAAUGAAGCCAUUGAGCGCCUCCGCCAACCGCUUGAUGCGAAGAACCGAGAAGAGGAUAUUAUUCGCGCAGGACCCCAGAAUGUCGAAAUGUCGCAGUAUCUCUCGGCUAUGAAUCGCGUGGGAAAGGCACUGAACGACCUCAACUCUACAAAUAUGCGGUCGAACCAGAAAGCUAUCACCGAUUUCUCGUCGUUGCUAAAUACCGGCUCCAUCAAGCUCCAGGACUUGUUCCGCGCCACGCUGAGCCAACAUGUCAGCGCUAUCGAGCCGCUACAUUAUUUGACAAAAAAUCUUUCGUUCCCAGCGCUUCCCGAAGAAACAAUCGCGGAACUGGGUCCUAUUUGUAAUGCGAUUGGCGCUGCGACCGCUCAUGGCCCUCAACGUGGCGAUGGAGGAAACCCCGCCCUCAAAAUGUACGCCGAGAUCCGUGCGUCUUAUGUCACUUCAAGCCUGCAGAACCUUGCCAUCGCAUCUUUGAAUACGCUCAAACGCAGAGCCACGGAUGGUCCUUACAAACAAGGCACGAAUGGCAUUGGCAUUUAUUCGAACGCUUUGGAAGGCUUAAUAUAUGCCGAACACGACAUCGUAUCGCAGAUUUUCACCGGCGACCAGCGGGGACUGGCUCUCCAGGCCACGUGUCGACCUGCGCUCGGUGAAUACGCGAAAACCCUACGUGAACUCAACCAGUACGUCCGGGCGAAUCUUAUGACCGAUUGUUUUCUGGCGUUUGAGAUCAUCGAGAUCGUGACGGCCAUGUCAUACCGGAUAGAGUCCAAGACGGGAGAACUCAAGAGUUUGUUCAUAGAAGCUCUGAGGCCUAUACGUGAGACGGCAAAAUCGUCUCUUUCGGAGUUACUCGAGGAGACCAAGCGUAAAGCCGGGAACAUCGCUGCUCUUCCGCCCGACGGUGGCUCCGUACCUCUUGUUAAUGAAGUCAUGAGUGCGCUCACUACCUUGACCGGCUAUUCGGGACCACUCGCUUCGAUUUUGACAUCCUUGGGCGAUGGUAACUGGCGUUCGACGUCCAAUACAUCCGGCGCCCCGUUGGACGUUAGUCCAGACAGUUCUACGCUGCUCACGCACUUUAUCCUUGACAUGGUCGAGGCUCUUAUGAUCGCACUGGAAUCUCGAGGCCGGGCGUUUCAUCGAACGAAGGCCGUUCAGGGUGUUUUCCUGUCGAACGUGUUCUGCAAUGUCGAUCGGACCAUCCGACACAAUUCAGAAUUGGCUCGGUACCUCGGCUCUCCGGACAGCAUUGCACGGAUCGACACCUUCCGCAAACGGGCUACUUCGACCUAUCUGGAUGCGUGGAAGGAGACCUCGCAUUUCCUCCUUGAUGUGCAAUAUACGUCUCGAGGCGCAAGCGGCUCGGCUCGGCCGGCCUCUGGUGGAGCCGUGGAUUCCAGCGCCAUCGUCAAAUCCCUCUCAUCCAAAGACAAGGAUGCGAUCAAAGACAAGUUCAAAGCGUUCAACGCCAGCUUUGACGAGAUGUUGGCCCGCCACAAGGGCCUGUACAUGGAGCGGGAAGUGCGUGGCGUGCUUGCGCGGGAACUCCAGACCGUUUUGGAGCCUCUGUAUGCUCGCUUUUACGACCGCUACCAUGAAAUUGACAAAGGCCGGGGCAACUCUGGCCCGCCGCCGCAAACGCAAAAUUUCCCGGGAGGAACGCACACAGCCAGCGAUCCUCGUUCUCCUUCUCUCCCUCUCUUUAUCCCUUCAAUUCCUGUGGAAUCGACUCAAUUCCUAUCUGGCAAGAUGUCGGCAAGCAAUGAUGUCUAUCAGACCCCCCUCAACUCGCGUUAUGCGAGCAACGAGAUGAAAUACCUUUUCUCCCCGAGAAACCGAUUUUCCACCUGGAGACAGCUGUGGCUGUGGCUUGCCGAGUCGCAGAAAGAACUCGGUCUGCCCAUCACCCCCGACGCCAUUGAGCAGAUGAAAGCCCACCUCACCAUCCAGGAUGACGAGUUCAAGGUCGCCGCCGAGGAGGAGAAGCGCCGGAGACACGACGUCAUGGCCCACGUUCACGCCUUCGGCCAGGUUGCCCCCGCGGCUGCCGGAAUCAUCCACUGGGGUGCUACCUCGUGCUACUGCACCGACAACGCCGAUCUGAUCUUCCUCCGCGACGGUCUCGAUAUCCUCAUCCCCAAGCUCGCCGUCGUGGUCGAUAAGCUGGCCGCCUUCGCCAACCAGUACAAGGACCUGCCCUGUCUGGGUUUCACCCACGGACAGCCCGCUCAGCUCGUCACUGUUGGAAAGCGUGCUUGUCUGUGGCUCCAGGACCUGCUGAUGGAUCUGCGGAACCUGGAGCGUGCCCGCGAUGACCUCCGUUUCCGUGGUGUCAAGGGUACUACGGGUACUCAGGCUUCGUUCCUCCAGAUCUUCGACGGUAACCACGAGAAGGUCGAGAAGCUGGAUGAGCUGGUCACCGAGAAGGCCGGGUUCAACUCCGCCUUUAUCAUCUCCAGCCAGACAUACUCCCGCAAGAUCGACGUCGAUGUUGCCAACGCCCUGGGCUCGUUCGGCUCCACUUGCGAGCGCAUCGGUAUCGACAUCCGUCAUCUGGCCAUGCUCAAGGAGGUUGAGGAGCCUUUCGAGAAGGACCAGAUUGGCAGCAGUGCGAUGGCUUACAAGCGUAACCCUAUGCGUUCUGAGCGCCUUUGCUCUCUGGGACGUCACCUCCAGAACCUCCCCAAGGAUGCCCUGGACACCUACUCGGCCCAAUGGUUCGAGCGCUCUCUGGAUGACAGUGCCAUUCGUCGUAUCAGCAUUCCGGAGCUUUACCUCUCCGCUGAUGCCUGUCUCAUUCUCCUUAACAACGUCACCUCCGGAUUUGUCGUCUACCCCGAGGUUAUCCGCCGCCGUGUCAACGAUGAGCUUCCUUUCAUGGCCACUGAGAACGUGAUCAUGGCCUGUGUGAAGAAGGGCCUCUCCCGACAGGACGCCCACGAGGAAAUCCGUGUCCUCUCCCACCAAGCCUCCGACCAAGUGAAGAAACACGGCAAGGACAACGACCUCCUGGACCGCAUCCGCCGCACCGCCUUCUUCGCCCCAAUCCUUGACGAGCUCGACAGCCUCCUGGAUCCUAGCACCUUCGUCGGCCGCGCGCCCCAGCAGGUGGAGAAGUUCACCUCCACUGAGGUUAAGAAGGCGUUGCAGCCGUACGAGGCGCAGCUGGCUAAGGCCGAGACUGCUGCUCUUUACGUCUAG
This is a messenger RNA of Aspergillus affinis, 3420 nucleotides long. RefSeq names its product Cullin repeat-like-containing domain protein. Gene Ontology annotation, biological process: exocytosis; 'de novo' AMP biosynthetic process. Gene Ontology annotation, molecular function: (S)-2-(5-amino-1-(5-phospho-D-ribosyl)imidazole-4-carboxamido) succinate lyase (fumarate-forming) activity; N6-(1,2-dicarboxyethyl)AMP AMP-lyase (fumarate-forming) activity; phosphatidylinositol-4,5-bisphosphate binding. Gene Ontology annotation, cellular component: cytosol; exocyst. The record is from RefSeq and is a predicted model, not a curated record. Lineage: Eukaryota; Fungi; Ascomycota; Eurotiomycetes; Eurotiales; Aspergillaceae. The coding region runs from base 1 to 3420 and encodes 1139 amino acids. The transcript has 12 exons.